Messenger RNA from Tympanuchus pallidicinctus (lesser prairie-chicken), 1710 nucleotides. It is a transcript of the gene ARID3A, whose product is annotated as AT-rich interaction domain 3A. Gene Ontology annotation, cellular component: nucleus. Lineage: Eukaryota; Metazoa; Chordata; Aves; Galliformes; Phasianidae. The transcript has 6 exons. Gene Ontology annotation, biological process: regulation of transcription by RNA polymerase II. The record is from RefSeq and is a predicted model, not a curated record. Bases 109 to 1164 code for a protein of 351 amino acids. Gene Ontology annotation, molecular function: DNA binding.
CGGGGCUGCCUGGUGAGGUGUGUGCAGCGUUGUCCUCUUGUUGCACAGCUGUAUGAGUUGGACGGUGACCCCCGGAGGAAGGAGUUCCUGGACGACCUCUUCAGCUUCAUGCAGAAGCGAGGGACCCCCGUGAACCGGAUCCCCAUCAUGGCCAAGCAGGUGCUGGAUCUGUACAUGCUCUACAUGCUGGUGACGGAGAAGGGAGGCCUGGUGGAGGUCAUCAACAAGAAGCUGUGGCGAGAGAUCACCAAGGGGCUCAACCUGCCCACCUCCAUCACCAGCGCGGCCUUCACGCUCCGCACCCAGUACAUGAAGUACCUGUACCCCUAUGAAUGUGAGAAGCGGGGCCUGAGCAACCCCAACGAGCUGCAGGCGGCCAUUGACAGCAACCGAAGGGAGGGCCGCCGGCAGGGAUUUGGCAGCUCGCUCUUCACCUACUCACCUGGUGGCACCCAUGGGCUCCUCUCCUCACCCAAGCUGCCGGUGCCAGCCCUGGGGUUGGCCUCAGCCACCAACGGCGGUGCCAUCGCUCCCGUCCAGAAGAUCAAGAAAGAGGAGGACGCACCCAUCCCCAUCUCCAUGCCCAGCCGGCUGCCGGUGUCGCUGGCCGGACACCCAGUGGUGGCAGCUCAAGCUGCAGCCGUGCAGGUGGCAGCAGCAGCCCAGGCCGUGGCACUGGAGCAGCUGCGGGAGAAGCUGGAAUCAGGGGAACCCCCGGAGAAGAAAAUGGCACUGGUGACAGACGAGCAGCAGCGGCUGAUGCAGCGUGCCCUGCAGCAAAACCUCCUGGCCAUGACAGCACAGCUGCCCAUGAGCAUCCGCAUCAACAGCCAGGGCACGCGCUCGCCAGAGAACCGCCAGGACACCUCCAGCAGCACAGCCAACAACGGCACCAACAGCAUCAGCAUGUCGGUUGAGAUCAACGGUAUCGUCUACACAGGUGUGCUGUUCGCCCAGACGCCCGGCCCUUCCUCCUCCUCCUCCUCGUCCUCCUCCUCCUACAGCAAAGGCAACGGCGGCAGCCGCGGCAGCGGCGGCGACAAAGGCACCAACAGCAGCGCGACGGGGGGCAGUGGGAGCAGCAUGGGCAGCGUCCCCCCCGCUGCUCCCCCCGCCGUGCCUGUGCCCCCCCCCAGCUCUACCUCCAACAACGCUUCGCCUUAACGCCCCCCCAUCCCUACACACAGCCAAAACCACCCCGAGGUGCCGGGGGCUGCAGGUGGGCCAGGGCAAUGCCGGGGGGGGGGGUGGGGUGGGGUGGGGGUUAAGGGGGGGCUCAGCCUCGAGGUUUUCCUUCAGGGUCUACCCGGUGCCGCCCCCCCCCUCCCCCCCCUCAACCUGUUUACCUCACACACAUCACACUUUGCACUGUACAUUUAUUAUUAUUAUUAUUAUUUUUUAACUCGUGUUACCUCCAGACAGACGUACGGACGCCUGCCAACGCGAGCUUUAAUGAAACCUCCUGGCACUCGUUAAAGGAAAAAAAAAAAAAACACGAAACAACAAAGCAAAACAAAACAAAAAGAUAAAAAAAAAAAAAAAAAAAAAGUUGGAAAUCGGGAGAUAUUUUAUUCAUUAGAUCCUUUUUCUUCCCCCCUCCCCUCCUCUAUUUUGAGAACUACACUUACUCUAUGGGAUUUUCAGAGGUUGUUGUUUGAUUGUUUUUGUUGUAAAUAGCUUCUAUUUUAUUCUCUAAAAAGAAAAGAAGAA